UCACCAUAAGAAUGCAAGUGAGACUGAGAGGUCCCAACCCUUUCCUUUCUUCUCUCUUUCUUAGACCCUCCUCUCUCUAUCCAACUCUAACUUACAAAACAUGAAGACAUCAAAGUUUUUAAGUUUUUAUUUUUAUUAACUUGCUCAAACUCAAAUUUGUGUUUUUUUUUUAUAAAUAAAAAAAAAGAAUUUUAUUACUUACAAUUUUCUUUUACCUGUUUUAGAAUUUUGGAUUGAAACAGGUUUUCUUUCUUUCUUUCUUUCUUCUUGUUGUUGUAAAGCAUGACAACAACUAUAGAUAUCUACAAAUACAAUAGCGACACAAAUAUCACACAUGGGUUCUUAGACCCAUUCAAUGAAGAACUAAUGAAAGCACUUGAACCUUUUAUGAAAAAUGAUUCUUCAUCAAUCUCUUCUUUCCCACAUGAAAAAUCAAACUUUCCCUCAAAUUUGAAUUCCAAUUACCUUCGCCACGAAACCCAAACCAGUUCAAUUGGGUUAAACCAACUAACCCCAUCACAAAUCCUUCAAAUCCAAACCCAAAUCCAAAUCCAACAAAACGCAGACUCAUUCAAACCCCCCCAAAAAAACCACCUUGCACAAAAGCCCGUUCCAAUGAAGCACUUUGGAAAUCCCUCAAAACCCACGAAACUCUACCGUGGAGUGAGACAGCGUCAUUGGGGAAAAUGGGUCGCUGAAAUAAGACUUCCAAGAAACCGCACUCGUCUCUGGUUAGGUACAUUCGAUACUGCAGAAGAAGCAGCUUUUGCUUAUGAUAACGCAGCUUAUAAGCUUAGAGGAGAAUUCGCACGUCUCAAUUUUCCAUACAUGCGUCACAAUGGAAAUUACAAUCCUCUCCCUUCUUCGGUUGAUUCUAAGCUUCAAGCUAUUUGUGAAAGCUUAGCAAUUUCUCAAAAACAGGGGAGUCAGGAAAUGCUCUGUUCCUCUGUUGAAGAAGUAAAACCUCGUUUUUGUGUUCCUAAUAUGAUUGAGUUGGAGUCUGACGUGGCACAAUCAAAAGGUGAAUUUGAAUUUGUUUGUUCUGAGUUUGAGGAUUUUAAGGUUGAGAAAACGGUGUUGUCGGAUGAAUGUUCACCUGGGUUGUCUUCUCCAGAGUCCGGUGUUACUUUCUUGGACUUCUCAGAUUCUAGUCAGUGGGAUGAAGUGGAGAAUUUUGGGUUGGAGAAGUACCCUUCUGUUGAAAUUGAUUGGGAAGCCAUAUGAAAUGAUUUACUAUUACUAUGUUUUUUUUUGUAUUUUGUAAUUUUAGGGUAUGUUUCUGGUGUCUUUGGCAGCGUCUGCAAUGAAGUUUUUGAAAUUUGCAGAUGUUUUUGCUGAGACAUUUUGGAAAUUUUAGGUCUUAGUGGUAAUUAUGGUCUAACUAUUGUCUUCAUGAUCUGCUGGUUUUUUUUUUCUUUGCAUGAUCAUGGGAUCUUCUGUUUGUGUCUUUACUUGUUCAACUAAAUUUUAGUGUCCUCUUAAUAUACUUUACUUUAUAUAUCUAUGAAAUUCAAUAUA
Cicer arietinum (chickpea) is the source of this 1518-nucleotide messenger RNA. RefSeq names its product ethylene-responsive transcription factor ERF060. Gene Ontology annotation, biological process: regulation of DNA-templated transcription. The record is from RefSeq and is a predicted model, not a curated record. Gene Ontology annotation, molecular function: sequence-specific DNA binding; DNA-binding transcription factor activity. Lineage: Eukaryota; Viridiplantae; Streptophyta; Magnoliopsida; Fabales; Fabaceae. Gene Ontology annotation, cellular component: nucleus.